UGACGAAAUUCCCAGUCUCUGGAAAGUCUCGUUGAUCAAUAACCAAGAAGCAAUCUGCCGUACAACACAAUGCACGUCUCCAAGAUCUUUGCCAUUUUGGCAUUUACUGUUGCCUUGGGCUCAUCUAACCCACUCCCCGUCAGGGAGAAGAGAGGACUAGUCAUGAGACAGGGGUCAGGCUAUAAACCGAUUACUUAUCUUGAAGAGGAUGUUGGUGAAGUCAAGAAGCGAGAAGCUCCAGACUAUAUACCGAUUACUUACCUUGAAGAUGACGUUGAGGGAGUCGAGAGGAACUGAGUACCCUUGAAGCUACUCGAAAUAUCUACUCGACGGUUUUUCCUGUACUCAAGCACGUGCGGAGGUAUGAAAGUGUUAUCUGCAGUCCACAAGGCGUGGUA
This is a messenger RNA of Mollisia scopiformis, 398 nucleotides long. RefSeq lists its product as uncharacterized. Bases 70 to 297 code for a protein of 75 amino acids. The record is from RefSeq and is a predicted model, not a curated record. The transcript has 5 exons. Lineage: Eukaryota; Fungi; Ascomycota; Leotiomycetes; Helotiales; Mollisiaceae.